This is a messenger RNA of Fopius arisanus, 4819 nucleotides long. RefSeq names its product Golgi microtubule-associated protein. The record is from RefSeq and is a predicted model, not a curated record. Gene Ontology annotation, cellular component: Golgi apparatus. Gene Ontology annotation, molecular function: small GTPase binding. Gene Ontology annotation, biological process: Golgi organization; endoplasmic reticulum to Golgi vesicle-mediated transport. The coding region runs from base 186 to 4553 and encodes 1455 amino acids. The transcript is spliced from 8 exons. NCBI's taxonomy places the organism in Eukaryota, Metazoa, Arthropoda, Insecta, Hymenoptera, Braconidae.
AAUUUCCAGUUGCCACUCGCAGAAAAAAACAACCCUCCAACCGGACCCUAAUUCGUUAUUUGCAAAUUACAAGUGUUCAUGACAAUUGUUUCAUAGACGUAUGAAACAAUCUGUGUUGAUUUGGACUCUUGUUAAUUACAUUUUGUGAGUGAAAUACGAGUGAUAUUUAACUGUCGACGUGUAAAAUGGCGUGGUUCGGUGAUGGUCUCUCUAGUCUAUCCAAUUUAAAGGGACAGAUCACUAAUUUCACGAAGGAGGUACUGUCCGAAGGAAUUGUCGAGGAACUUGAUGAUCGAGACAAGCAGCUCGAGGAGACCAAUCGCAGAUGUGUACAGCUGCAGGAAUUACUCAACUCCAGAGACGCCGAGAUUGCACUCCUCCGUCGGCAGAAUUGCGAGCUGAAGAAAAAUGCGGUUGAGACUAAUUCUUAUGCACGUGAAUCGAAUGAUGACAGUCAGGAUGACGAGGGUGGAGGAUUUUUCUGGGAUCCACCGUCCAGUAGAAAUCGUGAGUCGAAUCAUGUUCGAGGCCUUGAGGAGCAGAUCGCACAAGCCACCGUGAGAAUUAAAGAGUUGGAGGAAGAAGUUAAGAAAUAUCAGAAGAUUAGUUCAGUUGAAAUGAAAGAGGAGAUAUCAGAGAACCAACAGAGAGGUGAAUCUGUUCGUGUGAAGCAGGAUCUGGUGAAUCGAAUAAUUCAAAUUGGUGAGAAGGGGAAAGAAGCGGAGAGAACGAUGAAGAAGAUUCAGACCGACGAAUUAGCGUUUAUCAAUGACUUCAGGGCUGCCAUCUCGAAGCUGGACUCCCAUGAGCAGGUGAAUUUAAUCCGAUGUACCUUGAGUGCCUUGGAGAUGGACAAUGGUGCGACAGGAAAUGAGGAAAAAUCAGAUAUUGGGAAGAAAGUCCGUCCAGAGCAGACGUCCAACGGUGUGAAUAACCGAGAGCUAGAACUCCGGAGAAAAAUUAAAAAACUCCAAGAGGAGAAUGAAAGCCUGUCCUCCAGUAUCGAGGAGUUGGACCAGCAGCACGCUCAAUCUAUGGAGAAGGUGCUGGAUCUGAAGGAGGAGCUCCACAAGAAGCACCAGUGCCUCCAGACCGCCUACGAGACCCUCUACGUGGACUACAACAAUCUCCAGGACCAAAUGACUAAAAUGCCCUUGGAAAACUCCAAGAGUCCUCCCCUCGAGGAUAAGCAGAUCCAGACGAAGUCUCUACUCCAGGACCGACAAUCCCACACCCAAGAGAAGUUGAUCCAGACAGGAGAGGACCUCUCAGGGUCUCAGGAGCUCCAAAAAAUCACGGAAAAGGUCCAAGAAAUUCUCAAAGAUACAACUCUAAAUAUCCCAGAGGACAAAAAUCUCUUCGAGGUCCUUGCAGAUGAAUUUCUGCAGUCCCAGCGAAAGAAGGAAAUGCUGGAACGAAGAAUUUCUGAUCGGACUCGAGAGUUAAAUGAGGUCUGUGAAAUGAGGGAUGCCCUGCAGAUCGAUUGCGAGGACAUGCAAACGACAGUAGAUGCUUUGGAAUCGAAAAUUCGUCACAUGAAGUCAAAUCUACCAUCUAUCCCAGAAGCCAGUGAGGAAAGAGUUGCAUCUCUGGAGACAGAGACAGAGUCCAUGAGUGAGGAGAUAAAAAGAUUGCAGUUGGAGAAUGAUCUAAUGCAUCAGAAGCAAACGGAUUUGAUAACAACGUUGACGACGUUGGAGGGAUCACUCAGGAAUCAGGAGAAUCUGGAGGCUGAGGUGAGAAACACCAAGCAGCAGUUGGAGAUAGCCCAGCAACAGCUGGCAGGGGCUUCCAAGAAUGUCGAGAACAAUGAGAAUAUGAUGGAGGAUCUCAGUCGACGUCUUCACAGCUCUCUCGAGGAGAACAAUGAAUUGCGAAAGAGAAUUGAUGCUCUUGAGGCCAGGGAGAAGCAGAUGCAGGAGCAGGUGAACAUGUACUCAGAGAAGUGCAAGGGUUUGGAUGAUAAUAUUGAUUUGAUCGAGGAGUUGAAACUGGAUAUUGGAAAUGUGAGGAAGGAGCUGAAGAAUUCGUUUGAUAAUACGAAGAAGCUGGAGAACGAGUUGGCAAGUGUUGCUGAGGAGAGGAGGAAGAUUGAGAGGGAGAAGGAGCACCUGGAGGCCGAGUUAGUUGGGAUCCAGGAGAAUAGGGGACAUGAGGAUGAUUCUGAAGUGAUGGGGGAACUCAGGAGCCAGCUCGAGGCUGUGAAUCGUGAGAGAGAUGAUUUGGAGUAUGAUUUGCUGAAUAUGAGGAAGGAGUUGGAUCUAGCUCUGAGUCAGGUGACAGAUGGUGAGAUCAGGUGCCAGAAACUCCAGGAGGAGAAUGCGAGACUCGUAGGAGAGCAUGAGAAGAUUCUCGAGCAGGUGGGGAGAAGUAAUAAGGAGGCUGAGGAGAGGAUCGAACUCUUGCAUACUGAGAUGAAUGAACUUCAGCAGGAGCACAUAUUCCUCCAGGAGGAGGCUACUGCUGAGAAGUCUGAGCUCAAGGAGAUGGGGUUAAGGAUUCAUGAUCUCGAGGCUAAAAAUGUUGAUAUGGAGAAGGCUAUCGCACAGGCUAGAACAGAGUGUCAAGUGCUGAAGCGCGAUUGUGAUGAUUUACGAAAUCGAGCUGACAAGGUUGAAGGUUUGGAGAGGGAGAUCUCUCGACUUCUGAUCAUUGAGGGAGAGUUGAAAGUGUCCGAGGGUAGGUGUGAAGAGAUGCACACCGAACUCGCCCAUUCGCAGCUGCAGAAUGAAGAGCUGACAGAGAGGGUCAGGACUUUAUCUUGUCGACUCCAAGAGUUGAGUGGAGUAGAGGAGAAAAUGCAGGAGUACAGGGGAAAAUUGGAGGAGCAGGAAAAGGAGAUUGGGAUUUGGAAAACGGAACUGGCGAAGAAUGUGGAGGGUUUAGGGGACUCUGAGGCCAUCAGGUUGGCAUUGGAUGAGAAAUCUUCGCACUUGGAGUUGGUGAGAAGUGAAUUGGAAACGUUGAAGAGCAAGUCGCGGGACUCGGCAUCAAUGGCGAAGGAGACGAUUGAAAAUUUAUCGCAAAUUAUUCAACAGAAAGAGCAAGAGCUGGAGGAAAAGCUCGGGGAGAAGGAGAGUGCCUUCUCCUCGUUGAAGUCCGAGAGGGAUGAGCUGGUGAAACUCGUGCAGAUGAAGCACAAUGAGAGUCUGCAGUAUCACGCAGAGAUCCAGAGGAUGACCCAAUUGUUUAAUGAACAAGUGUCGAAUUUUCAGGUGUUGACGUCAGAGCGUGAUACCUUGGGUGCUGCUCUCAAGGAGAAGGAGACUGAGGUGCUUUGGGCUCAGAACGAGCUCCAGGUUGUACGCCAGAAAUUGAAAAACUUCGAGGAGUCCAAUAACUAUGGAGAGACCUGUAACAUUCCUGAGCAUGCGAGUCACAUAUCUCAGGCUGGGAUUAUGAGCGAAAAAUGUAAUGCUUUGGAGGCUGCUCUUGUAAAAGAGCAGACGAGCAAUAGAAUUCUGGAAAAUCAAUUGGCUGAGAGUCAGGGGAGGGAGGUGAGUGCUGCUAGAGAGCUUGAGAGGCUCAGGACUCAUCUGAUGGAGGUAGAGGCCAGUUAUACCGAGGAGGCACUUCUCACUGAGCAAAGCAAGAAGGAACUCGAGGGAAAACUCAGAGAGGCUGAGGAGAAGGUCAAGAAUAGCUCCACUGUUUAUACCUCAGCGAGCAUCAGGGCUAAUCAACAAGUGGAGACUCUCCAGCAACAGAUGACACUGAUUAUCCAGCAGAGGGAUGAUAUUCAGGCAAAAUUGUCUGCUGCUGAAGACAAAGUUGCUGCGCACACCGCAUCGUUGACAAAUCUGCAGAUCGUGCUUGAACAAUUUCAAAGAGAUAAGGAAAAUGAUAUUCGCCAUGCAACUGAAAGAAUUCGCCAGCAGUUGAACGGUUCACACAAGAAACAGGAAGAAUUGAACGCAGAAAUAUCCUCGUUGAAGGGUCAAUUGGCGGAGGCUAAAGAAUGCCUGCAGGCGGCAUCCCGACUGAGCGAAAACCUGGACAGGAAGAGUGACAAAAUUCAAGAACUCAGUCAAGAAGUCGCUAAAUUGACGGAUUUAAUUGGCACUGCCGAUGAGAGGAUUGAGGAGGCGAAGAAGAGUGGAGAGGGCAAAGUAGACAAAUUCCUGAUAAAAAAUCUUCUCCUCGGCUUUCUGUCGUCCCCAGCCUCUGACAAAUCCGCGGUUUUACGAGUUUUUGGUACAAUUCUUGACUUCGAUGAGCACGAACGUGAGAAAGCAGGUCUGAAUCUUCCGACUGGACACGGUGGGUGGUUCUCAGGAUUAUUAUCCACCUCAGGAACACCAACGAAAGACCAAGAAGCCUCACUGUCUCAAGCAUUCAUCAGAUUUCUCGAAAGUGAGUCCAAACCGACUUCAGUUCCAGCUCUACCAGUGUCCAGCACGUCCAUUUCCAGGCCUGGACACAGUAGACAACACUCGACUUCCUCGUCACACUCUGGACUACUGCUUACCAACGUCAAUCUUCCCUCAUUCCAAGACUUCAGACCAUCGAGAAACACUGGCUCCAUUCUCAAGGAAGUUCUCAAGGACAGCUGAUAUUAGUGAAUUCAUAUUUUUGCUACAAUUUAUCUUGUAAAUACUAAUGGUAUUCAUUGUUGUUUUGUUUCUUUUAUCAGACAUACUAACUCGAUAGUUUAUUCAGAUUAUGUAAGAGUUAUUUUGAAGCCUAAUUGAUUGAAAGGUGAAAUGUUGUAUUAAAAUCAUUUGAGUUGCACUCAGAUGAACAUUCAUCCCUGCUAUAUUUUUUGAUUGUAAAAAGAUUUGUAUAAAUUGGGAAUAAAUCGUAAACUGAAACUACUGAA